Molecule: messenger RNA, 1095 nt
Organism: Carya illinoinensis
Lineage: Eukaryota; Viridiplantae; Streptophyta; Magnoliopsida; Fagales; Juglandaceae
Product: probable caffeoyl-CoA O-methyltransferase At4g26220
Exons: 6
Coding region: 234-953 (239 amino acids)
Molecular function (GO): S-adenosylmethionine-dependent methyltransferase activity; O-methyltransferase activity
Source: RefSeq, a predicted model, not a curated record
UCGUACUACUUUAAAAUUAUUCUAAAAUAAAAACCGCCUCCCAUUUUCGUUUCUUUGUUACCAGCUGGUCGUCUCGGUCUUCGUCUUCUACAUUUUCAGUCGCAGAUAGAUAGAGAGAAGGAAAGGGCGACGGCGCGAUCUUGACCGCAUAUCUUUGGGUUAUCUUUCCGAUUCGGUUGCAAUCGAGGUCUUAAAGCCGAGAGCUCUUGAUCGAGGGAACAUCAGAGUCCUAAAUGGAAAACAAAACAAAGCAAAAAUUAGUGAUGAAGGGCCAUGUAAUAUUGCAAAGUGAGGAUUUAUUGGAGUAUAUACUAGCCACUAGUGUGUUCCCAAGAGAACCACAGCCUCUCAAGGACCUGAGGGAAGCUACUGCAAAACACCCUUUUGCAUUUCUGGGCACAUCACCAGAUGCAGGUCAGUUAAUGGCUAUGAUCUUAAAGUUAAUGAAUGCAAAGAAGACCAUUGAAAUUGGAGUCUUCACUGGAUACUCUCUUCUCCUUACUGCUCUUUCCUUACCUGAUGAUGGCCAGAUUACAGCUAUAGAUCCCGAUCGGAAAGCCUACGAGAUAGGGUUGCCAUUUAUAAAGAAAGCUGCUGUUGAACACAAGAUUAACUUUAUCGAGUCACAAGCUUUACCGGUUCUUGAUGAUCUUACACAAGACCUAAAGAACGAAGGGAGUUUUGACUUUGCUUUUGUUGAUGCGGACAAGAACAAUUACUGGAGUUACCACGAGAGGCUGCUGAAACUUGUUAAGGUUGGGGGGGUGAUUGUCUACGAUAACUCGUUGUGGGGAGGAAACGUUGCUGCUCCCGAAGAAGCCAUUCCAGAAAAGAAAAGAGCCUCAACGAAGACUACCAUUGAGUUUAAUAGUUUCGUCGCUGCUGACUCUCGUGUUGAAAUAUCUCAUGCUUCUGUGGGUGAUGGCAUGCUCAUCUGCAGGCGAAUUUCCUAGAAUAUUUUCAGUUUUUGUUUUCUUACUUAGUUAUGAAGAAAAACUGUUCAGUGUUGUUUAUCCCUUUUUCCAUAAGAUCAUGAUUGCAGUGUCUUCAGCAAAAGAACUGCUGAGAAUAAAGGACUCGACUAUUUCUUUGGAA